Molecule: messenger RNA, 7470 nt
Organism: Marchantia polymorpha subsp. ruderalis
Lineage: Eukaryota; Viridiplantae; Streptophyta; Marchantiopsida; Marchantiales; Marchantiaceae
Source: the annotation of a GenBank genome assembly
GGAGAGAGAGCAUUGCACAAGAUCGCCCGUGCGACGUACAGACAUGAAGAGCGUCGUCGUUUUGCCGUUGCCUGUCAGGGCCUCCCACUCUCAAACCACACUGCCCACUCCGGGAAUUUGAAAUUGUGUUACCUCCCUCGGUUUCAAAGUGGAGAGCUCUCCAACCUCUCGGCGUUGUGAUUCUUGAAAGCUCGAGGAGCGAUGGACGCCCGAACGAUCGGGAAAUUGUUGCGGUUGGGCUCGGACUUCUGUCAUGAAGGAGCGAGUGGUUCAAAUAGGACUCCGAGUCUCCGUCGGCGCCAUGACUCUCGAAACGAACGCUAGCGAUGGGCGCCAGAUGCCGCUUGGCUGCUGUGGUGGCGAGGAUUUGCGCGGUUCUAACAUCGAAGAUUUUUCUCGAAUGAUUUGUGGAAUGCGGAUCAUUUCGCUACGUUCCUUUCAGUUGAGCUGGUCAUUUAGUUCGUUGCUCUUCCCUGGACUGACAGGCUGAACACCGUGGAGGGGCCCGUGGAUCUGAGAGAUUGCGGAGCCUUGCCCUUUUGUAUGAUUCUGGAUUCUGGUUUUGCAGCGCGCGAAGCAAGUUCUGGGUAGGAUGGAUCCUUCUUGGAUGGAGGUUGUGCUGGACUCCAUCAAGAAUUAUCAACUGCAAACGAAACAGUUGUUCGAGCAACAGGAAGCACUUCUCCUGCAAAGGUGUAACGAGAUAACUUCCACCAAUCGUCCAGCGAAACGAAGAAAAGCUUCCAAGCAGUGCUAUGGGGUAGAGGGCAAGGAGAACUUCUUCACAGGUUCGACCUCGCAGAAACAACAGAGCAAUUUUAAAAGGAUUGAUGUGUCCGGAAGACACCUCCAGAGGUUGGUCAACUCGAGUAAGGAGGAACGAGUUUCAAAGCCUUGCUUGGGGACUGAGUCGAAGGAGAUAGAUGAAAAGAAUCCGGAAAUUGAGAUGGUAGGCUCGGAACAGCUGCAGGAAGCCUUGGACGAGCGUAGUGUCGAGAAGGAGGGACAGCUGAACAACGUUGAGCUGCGCCAUGUUGAGUCGCCGAAUGAAGUUCUCUCCGCUCCAAGUCCCUGUUUGGAGAUUAGAAGUAAAUCUCCUCCAAAACUGAUUCCAGGUCGAGGAAGAAAACGCGGUUGUGUUGCUGAGAAGGCAGGAGAAUUGAGCGUAACUACCGACGCACUUGAGUCUCAGGAUGACCCUCCAGGUGUAGGAAGAUCAGCGAAAACUGAUGACGAACCGCAAGCACCUCGUCCAGUUGCUGCACCUGCGCCUAUGAGGAUGACUCGUGCUCGGGCCAAGCUGCUGGAUAAAUGCGAUGGUAGUGUGGUGGAUGCGCAGCCGAAGGGAAAGAAGCCGAAGGGGCAAAAGGGCAGGGUUAAAGUUCUUCCGCAGGAAAUAUCUGCAAGAAAAGCAGAUGAUAUUGGUGUGCAGACGAUAGACGAGAAAGUCACAAGAACUGAGCAGAUUCCGGACGUAGUUUCGAGGCAGGCCGAAGGAAGUGAAGACGCGGGGAGGGAGCACAUGAACCAAAUUCAGGAUGUUGGUGCAGCGGCACCAGUAAAGGAGCCAGGUGUUCAAAAGGUUAGGUCCAAAGCCAUGUUCGAAGAUACUGAUGCGAUUGUCAGAAUUGACGUUCCGUUGAAUCCUAAAUCUAAUUUGCUGUCUCAAGAGGAACUGCAGUCGGGGCACGAGACGAAAAAAGAUGAUGUUGAAAGGCAGGUUGGAGGAGAAGACCUCGUAAGAAACGAGCACAGAAACCAGGAGAAGGAUGUCAGCCAAGCGGCAUCUGCACUCGAAGGGCAAUCCGUGAAAAAGGCAAGAACUCUUAUGGGCAGGUCCAAAGCCGUUUCAGAAACUACUCCUGCGAUCAGCGGAGAUGAAAUCUCAUUGCGAUGUGACCAUUAUUUGCAGUUGCAAGUGGAAAAUCAGUUAGGACACGAGGGAUUUCAAAUUGAUGCUGAAAGGCUGUCUGAAGGAGACGAUCAUUUGAGUAACGAGCACAGAAAGCAAGACAGCCAAGCUGCGCAUACACUCAGAAAGAAACCGGUGAAGAAGCUAAGAGCUCAAAAGGGCAGGUCCAAAGUCAUUACUACGGAACGUACAACUUCCGAUAGCGACGAUAGUAGUGCUGGUCAUCUGGGGUCUUUACACGAACAGGUGGGUCAUGAGCGAUGCGAAGGUGAUACUGAUAAACAGUAUGGAAGGGCACGCAGUGUCAGGAAUUCGCACGUCAAGAGCGUAAUCUGCGAAGAAGGUAUCGUAGUAAUUCCUCAAGAUCAAUCAGUCAAGAAGCUAACCCCGCAGAAGGGGUACGCUGAAGCUGGUUCGAGGUCGCAGGCAGAUCCCGUUGUUUAUGGUGCCCAGGACGUGAGGAAUGAAACUGUCAUCGAUUCAGAGACCGGACCCAUGGUGACUGUUCCGCAGUCGCAAAUGCUUGAAACGGACGGGGGCUUGAAGCGGCGUCGGCUGGGUCUCAAACAGAAAGGGAGUGAGAAACCUCUCCCGGAACCAUAUCUGUCUAAGGUGGGUGACUUGACAGAAACUUCUUUGUAUGUGCAUUCUGCAGGGGAGGAAAAUAUGAAUACUCAAAUAGCUCAGGCACUCGACGAUCAACACAAUGAAGACGUAGGGGAAGCAAUCAUUGAGGCAACACGGGAAGACCACGACGAUUGCUCGUUAGCAGAACUGGAUUCUGAAAGAUGGGAGGACAUUAAGAGGUCAGUCAAAGUGCGGAAGGGAAGGGGUAAGGCGGUCUCCAAUUUCCUAGGAUACGCUGACUCAGAUUUAUUCCCUCUUAGGAGUUUCGACAUGGCACUGGAGCAGGACAGGUACGAGAUAGAAAAUGAUGUGACUCCUAAAGAAGGUUUGAAAGGGCUCAUGCAGACGUCCCGACCAUUCUCAGACCUGCUUCAAAAGUUAGACGCGGCUGAUUUUGCGUCCACCCAGAGGAGUCUUCAAAAAGAAUCGCAGAUGGGUGCAGGAAGGAAGGACGAUGGUACACAUGGUAGACAGUCUGGUGCCUUCAGCGGUGAAGAGUUUGUACCGAGGAACUUAAACACAUGCGGAGAAUUGAGUGCCAACGUUGGGAAGGAGAGAGGAAUACAUGAUGUCAAUCACGAACCUCUUAUAUAUUCAGGGAAGGAAUCAGUCUCUAGGAACUCAGUGUUUGGCUCUUUUUCGGAGCAGGGAAAAGUCGGCAUACGUGGCGGGGCAUCAGUGACGCCCAAGUCCUCGAGUCAAGGACCUGGACCAAUCUCAGAGUCCCUGGAGGAGUCAGCGGGCGCUGUUGUAUCGGGAAGGGGAUUUCGUCAUCUUGUGAGCGAGUUGAAGUUGGAGUUGGAAAGCACAGAACCUAGAAGAUUGGACCCUGAAUUGGUCAUUGAUUUAUUCCAGGGUAACGAUUCUGUCAAUGUGAGACAGACUGUGCAGCAGAGCUCUUGUCCAUUAUCGGGAACUAACAGAGCACGAAGCAAUGACGGACAUCAAACUGUGCUAGCUAGAGCAUCGACAGGCAAAGGGAACUCGACAGAAUGGACAGUAGAGCUCACCGGAGGUCGAAAGCUCGUCCUUGAGGGAGAUGACAAAUAUUUUACACAGAGCAUCCAGACGUUUGCAGAUACACAGGAAAUGGGGCAAGAAGACUCUACUAUCCCAGAGGCUCCAGAACCUAACGUGGAUCCAGAGCUUGAAGAAUUUUCCUUUGUGGCCUUGGAACAGGUCAGGAUUGAAACUGAGCACCAAGGAGGGGACGCAUCACCCGUCCAAGAAGCGGGGAUUAAAGGUAUUAAGUUGAGGAUUCGACCUUUUUCUGACUUCAGUGAUCCACAACCCUCCACGCAGAAGAAAGCUGGAUCGUCAAUCUUUUCACUUGUUAAGGGAGAACCCCGCAAGUCAGACGUAAAACAAAGUAUGCUUCUUGUUGCGAGCGAGGAGCCUACUACUCUGGAAUCACCGAAGUCCAUGAAUUUGGAUGUAGUUGCUAUGACUCCUAUACGGGGUAAGGUAGAUGCUUCAAACAGGAAUUUCCCAGAGAAGGAAGACUGGAGGAGCACGGGAACCAAAUCUAUAGCUCAAAUGGCUGCGGGUGGAGUACCUGACUUAUUCAAAGAGGUGUUUACGAUGAAGACUCCACUGCGAUCCCAGAAACGUAACUGGACUAAGGCAUUAGGAGAGUGCCAGCCGAUGGGCCGAGAACUGAGUCCUCCCUUUCAUGUUCGAGAGGGAAGGAGAAGCCAUAAAAGUGCUUCUGUAAAUAAUAGGUCAUCUCACAGCCACAAGCUGCGCAGUUCAAGCCCAGUAGAAGAUCACGAGAGUGGAGGUUCAGGAGUCAAAAACUGCUCAGCAGCCAAACUAUCUUGUACUACAGCAGCAGCAUCGCCAAAAGUGGAAGUAUCAGGUGGAGAACUACAUCACAAGCGCACCAAUUUGGUAUUGACCCCAAAUUCGAAUGGUAAUGUGCCCAACACACAUACACAUCACGACGUGUUCAGUCCUGUUCGAGUUGACUUAUCAAACGACUUGAGGAGAAUCGUACACGAAGGGCAGUGUAGAACCGGAAUAUACGAUAGCUCUAGACGAGAUAUUUCAUACAAAAGUGGAAACUUGGGGGUUUUAAGCCAAGUAGUCGCAGUUAGUCCUCCGAGCACUUUCGGGCAACAGAGCCAGCCACGAGGGGUCGUGAACGAGGCUUUGAACCCUCCACAACCGGUUAGCACUGAAGACUGCUCUGGAGACACCGUAGUCUUAAGUGAUGACGAUCAGGACACCUUAACUUCGAAAUUAAAGUCUGUGGAUUCGUUCAGACAGGGUGAGACGUGUAACCUUAUGGUGCCUUCUCUUCCUUCUAGCCAACCGGAGGUAAUGCUUAUGUCGACGCAUACGCUUGAAGACCUCAAUCCUCUUUGCGGGAGCUCUACAUAUGGAGUGCACAGGGCAGAUAGUAAGUUGGCAGUUGAGGACACAAGGAACAGGAGUGAGGAGAAAAGCUGUAAGCUCUUGGAGCGUGAAAUACGCUCAGGUGGCAAAGAGGUCGAAGGUGAUAGGAUUACAAGAUCUGGACAUAUGUCAAUUACAAAAGCUUCUGGUUCAGGGGCAUUUGUAGAAAGUCUAGAGAGAUCCAAGAGGACUCUCCAGUCACCUCUUUGCUCUGAACGAAAGAAGUCAAGACUGUCAUUAGCAGACGGAUCAGUCAAAAGUUUGGGUUUGGGAAGGACAUCCUUGCAUUCUGGCUCAUCUCUUCGAGAAAUUCUUCCAGAAGAUGUAGCGCAAGUAAGUGGUGCCGAAUCGUUUCAUGAAGCAGAAGAUGACGCUCAUUCGGGAAGCACUAAGUGUGGAGAUGAUGAAGAUGAGGGUGUGGCCUCUGAAAGCAAUUCAAAUGAUGGAGAGUGCGAGAUAGCUGACAAUUCAAUGUCAGUCUCAAGCUUUGGAAAAACUUGCAUAGAAGAAACGUCUACAUUAAAAGUGUCCCAAUCGAUUGAUAAACCGAGGACCAACUCGAACAUCCUUAACCCGUAUGCACAGUCGACAAGACUUCUCUCUAACGUGAGAACACUCAUACCGGUCAGUCAACGUCCAGCGCCGAACUUCAUUCCAAAUGGAAAGAGAGACGUGAAAGUCAAAGCUUUGGAAGCUGCAGAAGCUGCAAGGCGGUUGCAGGAAAAACGCGAGAUGGAAAAGAGGGAGAGAAUGCAGAAGAGGGCAGACGCCAUCGCUAGGCGUGCGAUGGAGAAAGAAAAAGCGAAGGAGGAGUUCUACAAAGCGGAGCUUGAGUCGAAAGCAUCACAGAAGGCUCUUUCAGACAGCAACACAGUAAAAGAUUCCUCGGCUCUUGCAGGAAAGGCAGUUUUAACGGACUGUACCAAUUCCAAAAGCUUACAGAGUCCCAAAAGUAAGUCGACGCGUGCUCUGGCUGUAAAGACCAAGAUGGAACAGGAGAAAGCGAAGAGGCUCGAAGAAGACUUGAGGAAGAAGGAAGAGGAGCGCAAGAAGAAAGAAGCAGAAGUGCUUGCCCGCAAGCGAAAGAAAGAGGAGGCAGAGAAGAAAGAGCGUGAAGAGAAGCGAAGAAGACAAGAAGAUAUGUUAAAGCAGAGAAAAGAACAAGAAGAAAGGUUGAGAGCAGAACUUGAAGAGAAGGAGCACCGACAUCGUGUACUGGAGGAAGCUGAGAGAGAAAGGAAGGCCUUAGAGGAAGAGUCGAGACGUCAACGACGAGCGGAAAGGGAAAAGGAAAGAGAGCGUCGCCAGAAGGAGGAGUUGGAACUCAAGGCCGCCAGACAAGCUGAGAAAGAAGCUGAACGGAAGAGGAAAGAAGAGGCUUUUCUUACUUACAAGGCCUCGGAGGAACAUGAUCACAGGGUGGGUGAGAGUAUUGGUGCAGCGAGCAGACUACGCAGCCAACAUUCCACGGGGCUUUCCACGGAGAAGCUACGAUCGUCUAAUUUGUUGUCUAGUGGAGCUUCUCUAUCUUUUAGUCGUCCAGCUCGAGUGCCCAGUACAGCGUUUGAUGGACGAACCCACUUAAUGGCUACUCCGAUGGUUCAGAACAAAGGACCCACAAGUGCUCUGUCAGCUGUCAAAAUGCAGCCUCUCGUCACAGCAGGGAAAAGCCUCGAAGUGGACCAUGGACCUAAACUCUUCGCAACGCCAACACUAGCUGCAGUGAAAGAAGGCGAUCCUGGUCCACAGUCCUAUGAAAUUUCUCCUUACAGAAACUCCUCUGAUGAUGAUGAGGAUGAGGAGAGGCUGCCAAGGCCCAAAAAAUUCAUUCCUGCUUGGGCAAGUAAGGAGAAUUUGAUGCCUCAGUUGCUGAGGCAGCUUACUCAAGAUCCCGAUGAGAUCUUCGCCGGCACCAAAACCUGCAGUUUAAAAGAAGUGUUUGGUACCAAUGGUUCGAAGAAGGUUCUUGAUUUUGGUAGACGUAGUGGUAGUGGUGACUGGGUGAAAGAUCGUGUAUCUUGGAAGGAGGAACUUCAAUACAAGAUAGACAUGGGCUAUAUGAGCCACAUGCAUUGAUCUUCUAGUUCAACUCGACUAGAUAUCAGUGGCUUCAGAUUAGUAGGCAGGCUAAGCGACAAACCUCGUCGCUAGUCACGGUCAAAUACCUUAAUACCUUGAUGUUUACAUGGUCUGUAAUUUGAUCUUGCUAUUUCAGCAAGCAAGGGCAUUGUAAAGGGGCAUUUAUACCCCAAUGAUUAUAUAUUGUAUUAUUAGAUUAUAUAUUGUAUCUUACCACGAAAGACUUGAUACUUCGAUCUCAUGAACGUGUCUUCGUCUAUCGCCAACAGGAACAAGUUGGUCCUUGUUUUCUUCAUGCUAGAAAAGAAGGUAGAUUUUUUAAUAUGGUGGGCUGGCUUAUGGACUGAACAACAAAAUAGACGUAUCGGAAGUUUUAAAAGCGAAGCUCUUCACUCGGUGUGCUCGCCCACUCAAACGCCCAUUGAUUUUAUGAACUUUGAGCAAUUUGGAAACUG